UUCAUUUCGAUAUGCUAGAAAUUAAGAUUAACAAGUUAUAAUAAAAAUGACGUAACUACUUGGGGGGUUUGCACAGAGCAUUUCUAUAGUACAAUUUUGGAAAACUUGUUGCACUCUGCAGCCUCCCAACGCAAUCUUAAGCCAAUCCGUUCCGUAUGUUGAUGUCAUAGCACUAAUUGGUAAUGCUGCCAUUAACACUGCCCUUAUCGCUGGCUGUACUGACCGGCUUGUUGGGGUUCUUUGCCGGCGCAGUCGUACAACAGGAUAGCUCCUAUCGCAAUCUGCAAUCGACAAUGGAAAACGAUCCAUAUAUCUAUCAGAGUCGUCAGCGAAUCUAUCAGGCAUUGAGAUUGGUCGUUCAACCACUUCAAGCGGUCGACAACGACUCCAUCGAAUCUUUUGAUGAUACACCACCUGACUGGCCGAGCGGAGAUUAUGCAAUUCAGAGAAGAUCAGUAGACUCUGCGAUAGCAGAUUCCGUAUUUGCCAACUAUAUUAAAUGGUUUCAGCUCAACAUAAACACUGUGACCAUGUUCUUCACCUUCUCAUUGGGCAGUGAGCCGGUGGCGGAGCCGGAGCCCACCCAUGUGGCAACCCUGAUGAAAUAUGGGUUUCCCGGUCUGGAUGAUAUACAUGUUUAUCGUAAUUUUGUGCUAUCUUAUGAUAGACGCAAUCGGAUCGCUCACUGGGUAUGCGAGCAUCUGGAAAGCGAAUGUCUAAACAGCCCCGAUUCGGAUAAUAUGGAAAUACCAACAGAUUAUCUAAUCGAUUCCCAAAUUCCGGUUAUCUUUCGCGCCGCUUACCGCGACUAUAAGAAUACCGAUUGGGUGGCCGGUCAUUUGGCGUCGCCGGAGAACUAUUGCUACGAUGAGCAGAAAUAUAUUGAGACGUUCAUAAUGCCGAACAUAGCGCCAGUGAGCCAAGGGCUAAAAUCGCGAAUAUGGUCACGCCUGGAGGACUACGUACGCGAGCUGGCUGUCAAAUGCGGCUCGGUAUAUGUUUAUACGGGUCCACUCUUUAUGCCACAGCGCAUCACCUUUCGCAAUUGGGCAAUCAGGCAUCAGGUGAUUGGCAUGAAUACGGUGGCCGUGCCGACGCACUUCUUCAAAGUGAUAAUUGCCGAGUGCAAGGAUCAGGAGUAUCUACCCUAUAUGGAGGGUUAUGUUGUUCCCAAUACCGAAAUCGAGGGCAAUCUAGAGUUGAGCGCAUUCAUGUCCAAUAUCCGUGACAUCGAACACUUUGCCGGACUCAAAUUCUACGACGGCCAACUGCGACAGCAGCUGCAUCACAAUGUGGCAAGGCACGACAAACGCGAUGAGAUAAGCUAAAUCUGUGUGCGGUGCGUGUCGCUCUAAUUGGAACAUCAGUAUGUUUGGGAGGCUGCCGCGCUAUAAUCAAAAUCGAAACACGACCGUUACAAUAACUGAAUGUUUUAAAUCUAUUCUCUCACUUAUUCGAGCAUUGCACGGCACUGCUUGCAAAUAAAGGGCUUAAUCAUAAGCCUAAUCAAGA
Messenger RNA from Drosophila mojavensis, 1512 nucleotides. It is a transcript of the gene Tengl4, whose product is annotated as endonuclease G, mitochondrial. Gene Ontology annotation, cellular component: nucleus; mitochondrial inner membrane. Gene Ontology annotation, biological process: apoptotic DNA fragmentation. Gene Ontology annotation, molecular function: single-stranded DNA endonuclease activity; RNA endonuclease activity; nucleic acid binding. Lineage: Eukaryota; Metazoa; Arthropoda; Insecta; Diptera; Drosophilidae. The transcript is spliced from 3 exons. The record is from RefSeq and is a predicted model, not a curated record. Bases 183 to 1328 code for a protein of 381 amino acids.